Trichoderma asperellum CBS 433.97 is the source of this 177-nucleotide messenger RNA. NCBI's taxonomy places the organism in Eukaryota, Fungi, Ascomycota, Sordariomycetes, Hypocreales, Hypocreaceae. The record is from RefSeq and is a predicted model, not a curated record.
AAAUUAAAUUUUAAUAAAUUUCCUAUUCUAUCUAUUUUAGCAAGGCAUUAUUUAGCUAUUCCUGCUACCUCUGCUGCAAUAGAAAGUGUUUUUUCUAUUUCGAAUAAUAUUAUUACUAAAUUAAGAAAUAGGCUUAAGCCUAGUUUUGUCAAGGAAAUAAUAUUAUUAAAAAACUAG